This is a messenger RNA of Penicillium lagena, 2451 nucleotides long. RefSeq lists its product as uncharacterized. Bases 1 to 2451 code for a protein of 816 amino acids. NCBI's taxonomy places the organism in Eukaryota, Fungi, Ascomycota, Eurotiomycetes, Eurotiales, Aspergillaceae. Gene Ontology annotation, biological process: protein phosphorylation; intracellular signal transduction. The transcript has 3 exons. The record is from RefSeq and is a predicted model, not a curated record. Gene Ontology annotation, molecular function: protein serine/threonine kinase activity; ATP binding.
AUGGUGUUCGCGAUGGCAGGCCCCCAGACGACCAACACCCCCGCCAAGAUGCCCGCCGACCCGAGCUCGGACGCCGGUGACCCCGACGCCAAGUCACGAUCCCAGCCCAGCCAGGUCCGCUUCUCGUCCGUCACCGAGGAGAUUGAACCAUCCCAGGCCGCCCUGUCUCCUGCCGCAGUGCAGUCACCGUCCGCAACCCAGCAGAAAUUGGGCACGGAUGACGAAGAUAUACGCUCGCUGGCUAUGAGCUUGCAGCGAUCACAGUUGCAGGAAUCGCGGCUACGGAACUUCUCAUACGAACCCAUGUCUCUUCCACCUUCCCGGGUGGGAUCCCGCGAAUCGAGCGAUCGCAGUGGCCAGAGUGGCACUUCAUAUGGAGCAUCCCCUCAUGCAUCACCUCCCGCGUCCGCAGUGCAGUCACCUCCCCUAACCCCGGCCGUCACCCAGAGUCGGGAAGCCAAAUCGAGUGACAGUGGGGCAUCGUUGGCUACCGCCGUUCGCUCCCACCCAGGAUCGGCUGCCAUUACUCCGGAGACUUCGCCCCCAGUCCAUGCAAGUGACAGAAAGACCGCCCAGCGAAGCGCACCAACCUCGCGGGGGACAUCAUUCGACCACUCACGGAAUUUCGUCACACCGCAACCCACCUCGGACCCUUCCUCUCGUCAGAAUACUCCUCAUCCGAUCUCCACGCAUCGGGCCCAAUUCUUCAUCGGAGCCGAUGGCAACUCUGUAGAUGAGAGCCCCCCGCAAACGCCGAGCGCUCUGACACCCCCGGGUGCUAUCACACCGGUAGGAGAACCAAACGAUCCAUAUGCGAGGAGCAAGCGGCCCCCGCAGACGAAGAAUCUGUCUCAGUUAGAUCCGAGGUUUAUUUUUGGCAGCCGAGAUGCAAAACGGGCGUUUCGCCCUGGAACUCCUCGCUCGGCCAGCACGAGUGAUGUCACCAAGCCUUACGAAAGGAGCAAUACGUUCAACAGCACAAGCAGCAAGCAUUCUCAGAACCACGAGGGGAAGAAAGGCCACCACCAUCAUGGCUCCAUGUCUGAGUUGAAGCGGUUUUUCAAGCUGGGCCACAAGCAUAAACGGCCAGAUUCUCCGACUUCCGCGCCCAAACGAUCCAGCCGAUCAACAGGUAAGAGCAGUACGCCAUAUCAGAUGGCUCCCGAAAAUGUUCCAUUCGCGGAUGAUCAUGGCCUGAACUCCAAGUACGGCAAAAUGGGCAGGGUGCUGGGUUCUGGCGCAGGAGGCUCCGUCCGGCUUUUGAAGCGCAACAGCGAUGGCGUCACCUUUGCCGUGAAGCAAUUCCGGGACCGCCACAGCUGGGAGAGCCUGAAGGAGUACUCCAAGAAAGUGACGGCGGAAUUCUGCAUUGGGUCCACGCUUCAUCACGGAAAUAUCAUCGAAACUUUGGAUAUCAUCCAGGAAGGGAGUCAUUGGUAUGAGGUGAUGGAGUAUGCCCCGUACGAUCUCUUUGCCAUUGUCAUGACGGGCAAGAUGGGCAAGGAGGAGAUUGCGUGUUCUUUCAACCAAAUCCUCAGUGGUGUUGCAUACUUGCAUGGCAUGGGGCUGGCGCAUCGUGACUUGAAGCUGGAUAAUGUGGUGGUGAAUGAUCACGGAAUCAUGAAACUCAUCGACUUUGGCAGCGCUGUGGUGUUCCGCUAUCCCUUUGAGAACGAUAUAGUUCCCGCUUCAGGCAUUGUCGGUUCGGAUCCAUAUCUCGCUCCCGAGGUGUAUGACGAGAAAAAAUACGACCCUCGCCCUACGGAUGUGUGGUCGCUGGCUAUCAUCUUCUGCUGCAUGACCUUGCGCCGCUUUCCGUGGAAGCAGCCACGGACUACUGACAACUCCUAUCGGCUAUUUGUUGCUCCUCCGACGCCUGGCACUCCAGUCCCGGAUUCCCGUCAUCACCCUCGGCCCAGGUCUGCACCUGAUCUCCCUUCCAGCGCCCAUGAGCCGAAGCAUCUUGAGCAUCCUGCAGAGGAGCCCAAUGUCUCUGAGCCGUCGGAAAAGAAUGAGGCGCCCCAGUCCCCCGCAGAAUCCACCCCCAACGAGGGUGAGAAGAACGACCAGCCGACCGAUGACGCCCAGAAGCAGACCAGCGAGGUCAGUGACCACGCGAAGCCCCAACGUACGACAAGCAAAAACGCCCCGCCGCUCCCAGGUGGCGCUCAGCAUUCCGGCCAACGACAGGAAGUGAUCAAGGGCCCGUGGCGGCUUCUCCGAAUCUUGCCGCGGGAAAGUCGGUACAUCAUUGGCCGCAUGUUAAAGGUCAACCCCAAUGAUCGCGCGACGCUCGACGAAGUACUGUCGGAUGACUGGGUGCGCAAUAUCCCGACAUGUUUCCAGGAAGACAACGGGGAGAUCGUUAAUAUGCCCUCGCACACACACGUCCUCGAGCCUCCUUCCCACAGCCCGGCGGUGCCCAGCAAGGCCAGCAAGGCUACUAAGUGA